Messenger RNA from Aptenodytes forsteri (emperor penguin), 2109 nucleotides. It is a transcript of the gene KLF11, whose product is annotated as Kruppel like factor 11. Bases 1 to 1995 code for a protein of 664 amino acids. Gene Ontology annotation, biological process: regulation of transcription by RNA polymerase II. The transcript has 4 exons. The record is from RefSeq and is a predicted model, not a curated record. NCBI's taxonomy places the organism in Eukaryota, Metazoa, Chordata, Aves, Sphenisciformes, Spheniscidae. Gene Ontology annotation, molecular function: DNA-binding transcription factor activity, RNA polymerase II-specific; RNA polymerase II cis-regulatory region sequence-specific DNA binding.
AUGGAAAAAGUGAGCCACAGUGGUCAAGUGAAGCUAGCAGCAAAAGGAGAUGAGAGAUUAAAGACUAUCCCUCCCACGUCCUCCGCAUCGACAAGGAGGAUGUCACGUCUUGAGAAACCGAGGAAGGAAAAAGUAGAGAUAAUCCAGCAGGACAAAAUGCUUAUUACUGUCUGCAUUUUGUUUCAGCCGGCAGCAAGGCAUCCCGCGGGGGCCGGGCUGGGAGAGCGCUCGCACGGCAAACGGCCGCCUAAGACUCAGGGGGACCCAGGUCUGUCCCUUCGAGGCCCUGCAGGAGCCGAGCUGCCCUUGCCCAGACGGCGGGCACGGUGCCGCCGCCGCCGGGAUUCAGUGUCGUCCGGUAAAACCACAAACCCUGCUGGGAACCGCAUGGCCGAUACGUUUCAGCUUCCAUUAAAAAAACAAGGGGCUGGGGACUGGAAGGUUGACAUUGUGGACAUCUAUGAGUCUAUCCGUGAAAGGCAGCGUCAUGACAGCGAAAGGUCUACCUGCAGCACCUUGGAGCAGAACGACAUUGAAGCCGUUGAAGCGCUUGUUUGUAUGAGCUCCUGGGGUCAAAGAUCGCAGAAAGGUGACAUAUUAAAGAUAAGGCCCCUUACGCCCUUCUCGGAUUCUGGUGAUUUCACAAUGCACGCUGAGGCUACGUCUGAAUUACCAAAGGACUAUUUAUCUACACUGUGCAUGACCCCUCCGCACAGUCCUGACUUUGUUGAGAUAUCAGCUGCUAUGCUCCUCUCCUCACAAGUCACUUACUCCAAGCCGAGGACUGUCAUGGCAAAUACAGCCGCCUGCUCAGUCACAUCAGCAACCGGUGCCUCUCCCAUAACCAAGCCAUCUGUUAUAAACAUGGAGCGACAGUGCAGCCAGAAGCCAGCAAUAUCUGAAUCCUUUGCCCCUCAGCCUUGCAGAGCCAUGGCAACGAGUGUGAUACGUCACACAGGUGAUAGUUCUGCUUACCAUCACAUUCCUGCUGUGCAAGAGAAAACAAAGGUAGUUUCAGGCUACAGCACUUCCAGAGACUGGUGUGGAGCGGAUGACCGAAGACAUUCCAGACUGCCACAGGACACGUGUGCUGCAGAUGAUUUAAUUAACAAAACCUCUCCAGUACAGCAACCUUACGCACAUGACUCCAGUGAUAUUGUGACCAAUAAAGGACAACUACCAGUCCGGCCUGUUUCGCCACAGACCCACUUACCAAAGAAUUGUGAGAACGACUUGCAAAAAAGAGCUACCCCAGUGACAGCUGCCCCUGUUUCAAGCCCCCAAGUUCUUUGUCAAAUGAUCCCUUUAAAUGGACAAAGCAGUAUGAUCAACGCCUAUGUCAAGCCUUCAACUCCAACAGUCUCAACUCCCAUGAAACCUAUUUUACCACAGACAGCCCCGCUCUCUCAGCCUGUACUCAUGGGACCUUCCGUGCCUCAGGGGACCGUCAUGUUGGUUCUUCCACAGACUGCUGUCACACAGACACCGCAGUGCCCACAAACAGUAAUGACUGUUGGGAACACCAAGUUACUGCCCCUUGCUCCUGCUCCUGUGUUCAUCGCUUCUGGUCAAAGCUGCGCCCCCCAGAUGGACUUUUCUAGACGGAGGAAUUAUGUUUGCAACUUCCCUGGGUGCAAGAAAACCUAUUUCAAAAGUUCCCACCUCAAGGCCCACCUUCGCACCCACACUGGAGAAAAGCCUUUCAGCUGCAACUGGGAAGGCUGUGACAAGAAGUUUGCCCGCUCAGAUGAACUGUCACGCCACCGCAGAACUCACACGGGAGAGAAGAAGUUUGCUUGUCCUGUGUGUGAGCGUCGCUUUAUGCGCAGCGAUCACUUGACAAAGCACACCCGCCGCCAUAUGACCACAAAGAAGAUCCCCAGCUGGCAGACAGAGGUUGGCAAACUCAACAGAAUUGCCACAGCAGAGAAACCGAAAAGCAGCAGCGCUCUGAGUAUGCUCAUCCCUGUGCCAUCAUCUGUCUGUCAGGGCUAGUGUGAGGGAGCGCCUUCUCUACAAACUUUCUGAAGAUCAGGAAGAGCUCUGAUGGCUACAACAGAACUGACAAUGGCUUUUUUCCCCCAUGUUUGUGCAUACUUCAGUUUCCUU